Molecule: messenger RNA, 7652 nt
Organism: Hypanus sabinus (Atlantic stingray)
Lineage: Eukaryota; Metazoa; Chordata; Chondrichthyes; Myliobatiformes; Dasyatidae
Product: hemicentin-2-like
Exons: 19
Coding region: 99-4577 (1492 amino acids)
Source: RefSeq, a predicted model, not a curated record
CUGCAGGAGAGGGCAGUGACCCCUGAAGUGUCUGUCUGAUUAACUCUGGAGACGAGCAGUGGACUGAUCCUGGUCUAAGGGCGGAAAACUGACAGAAUAUGCUGGAUCUGAGAACAAUCGGAAAGGUAUACUUCCUCCUGCCACUUCUUCAAGCCGCAGUGUCGAAUGAGUGGAGAGCUGAAACACCAUCAGAUGUGACAGCACAGAGAGGCUUGUGUGCCCGGAUUCCAUGCCACUACCAUUAUCCAUCAAAUGUUGAUAAGUCGUCCUGGACUGGUAUCUGGUAUAACAGUGACAAUUCAAAAUCUGGACCUAUAGUGUUUCACUCCAGCGAUCACAGUCAGGAGAUGCAGAAGUUUCAGUCUCGGACCCGUCUGUCUGGAGACUUGAAAGACGGUGACUGUUCCCUGGUUAUCGACAAUAUCACUGAGGAAGAUAAAGGGCCGUACUUCUUCAGGAUUGAAUUUGACAGGAGGAAUCGUUACAACUAUCUCCCUGUUACGCAGCUCCGUGUUUCUGAUUUCACAGAUAAACCCACAAUAUUCGCUGCAGAACUUGUUGAAGGAAAGUCUGUGAACAUAAAAUGCGUCUUCAACACCACGUGUAAUGGAACUUCACCCACCUUAACCUGGGUCACCCCCAUGGAUGUACCACCAUCAGUCUCAAGCAGUGUAACUCAGUGGCACAACACUCUGACAUAUACUUCUGUCCUGACCAUGACACCAGCGCUCAAACACCACGGGCAAAGUCUCACCUGCAGAGUCAGAUACCCAUCUGUUUCAUCGGAGCAGACCCUCACACUAACUGUGCAGUACGCCCCACAGGAUUUCUCAAUCACUUCUCCCAACAGUGUGAACAAUUCCUGGGUGAAUAUGAAGGAAGGGAUUCCUACAUCGAUCCUCUGCUCCGUCCAGAGUUUCCCAGUGUCUAAUUUAACGUGGAGACAUCUCGGUGUCACACUGACUACAACAAGUUCCAGCAAUGAACUGUGGCUGGAGUUUCCUCAGGUGACCCCCCAGCAGGCCGGAGACUAUCAGUGUGUGGCAAAGAAUAAACACGGGACAGCAGAGAGGGCCGUCACCCUCACUGUGGAAUAUGCUCCACAGAAUCUCUCAAUCACUUCUCCCAACAACGUGAACAAUUCCUGGGUGAAUAUAAAGGAAGGGAUUCCUACAUUGAUCCUCUGCUCUGUCCAGAGUUUCCCAGUGUCUAAUCUAAUGUGGAGACAUCUCGGGGUCACACUGAACACAACAAGUUCCAGCAAUGAACUGCGGCUGGAGUUUCCUCAGGUGACCCCCCAGCAGGCUGGAGUCUAUCAGUGUGUGGCGGAGAAUGAACACGGGACAGCGGAGAGGGCCAUCACCCUCAGUGUGGAGUACACCCCACAGAAUCUCUCAAUCACUUCUACCAACAGCGUGAAUGAUUCCUGGGUGAAUAUAAAGGAAGGGAUUCCUACAUUGAUCCUCUGCUCCGUCCAGAGUUUCCCAGUGUCUAAUCUAACGUGGAGACAUCUUGGUGUCACACUGAACACAAGAAGUUCCAGUAAUGAACUGUGGCUGGAGUUUCCUCAGGUGACCCCCCAGCAGGCUGGAGUCUAUCAGUGUGUGGCGAAGAAUGAACACGGGACAGUGGAGAGGGCCGUCACCCUCAGUGUGGAGUAUGCCCCACAGAAUCUCUCAAUCACUUCUCCCAACAACGUGAACAAUUCCUGGGUGAAUAUGAAGGAAGGGACUCCUACAUCAAUCCUCUGCUCCGUCCAGAGUUUCCCAGCAUCGAACUUGAGGUGGAGACAUCUCGGUGUCACACUGAACACAACAAGUUCCAGCAAUGAACUGUGGCUGGAGUUUCCUCAGGUGACCCCCCAGCAGGCUGGAGUCUAUCAGUGUGUGGCGGGGAAUGAACACGGGACAGCGGAGAGGGCCAUCACCCUCAGUGUGGAGUAUGCCCCACAGAAUCUCUCAAUCACUUCUCCCAACAACGUGAACAAUUCCUGGGUGAAUAUGAAGGAAGGGACUCCUACAUCAAUCCUCUGCUCCGUCCAGAGUUUCCCAGCAUCGAACUUGAGGUGGAGACAUCUCGGUGUCACACUGAACACAACAAGUUCCAGCAAUGAACUGUGGCUGGAGUUUCCUCAGGUGACCCCCCAGCAGGCUGGAGUCUAUCAGUGUGUGGCGGGGAAUGAACACGGGACAGCGGAGAGGGCCAUCACCCUCAGUGUGGAGUAUGCCCCACAGAAUCUCUCAAUCACUUCUCCCAACAACGUGAACAAUUCCUGGGUGAAUAUGAAGGAAGGGACUCCUACAUCAAUCCUCUGCUCCGUCCAGAGUUUCCCAGCAUCGAACUUGAGGUGGAGACAUCUCGGUGUCACACUGAACACAACAAGUUCCAGCAAUGAACUGUGGCUGGAGUUUCCUCAGGUGACCCCCCAGCAGGCUGGAGUCUAUCAGUGUGUGGCGGGGAAUGAACACGGGACAGCGGAGAGGGCCAUCACCCUCAGUGUGGAGUAUGCCCCACAGAAUCUCUCAAUCACUUCUCCCAACAACGUGAACAAUUCCUGGGUGAAUAUGAAGGAAGGGACUCCUACAUCAAUCCUCUGCUCCGUCCAGAGUUUCCCAGCAUCGAACUUGAGGUGGAGACAUCUCGGUGUCACACUGAACACAACAAGUUCCAGCAAUGAACUGUGGCUGGAGUUUCCUCAGGUGACCCCCCAGCAGGCUGGAGUCUAUCAGUGUGUGGCGGGGAAUGAACACGGGACAGCGGAGAGGGCCAUCACCCUCAGUGUGGAGUAUGCCCCACAGAAUCUCUCAAUCACUUCUCCCAACAACGUGAACAAUUCCUGGGUGAAUAUGAAGGAAGGGACUCCUACAUCAAUCCUCUGCUCCGUCCAGAGUUUCCCAGCAUCGAACUUGAGGUGGAGACAUCUCGGUGUCACACUGAACACAACAAGUUCCAGCAAUGAACUGUGGCUGGAGUUUCCUCAGGUGACCCCCCAGCAGGCUGGAGUCUAUCAGUGUGUGGCGGGGAAUGAACACGGGACAGCGGAGAGGGCCAUCACCCUCAGUGUGGAGUAUGCCCCACAGAAUCUCUCAAUCACUUCUCCCAACAACGUGAACAAUUCCUGGGUGAAUAUGAAGGAAGGGACUCCUACAUCAAUCCUCUGCUCCGUCCAGAGUUUCCCAGCAUCGAACUUGAGGUGGAGACAUCUCGGUGUCACACUGAACACAACAAGUUCCAGCAAUGAACUGUGGCUGGAGUUUCCUCAGGUGACCCCCCAGCAGGCUGGAGUCUAUCAGUGUGUGGCGGGGAAUGAACACGGGACAGCGGAGAGGGCCAUCACCCUCAGUGUGGAGUAUGCCCCACAGAAUCUCUCAAUCACUUCUCCCAACAACGUGAACAAUUCCUGGGUGAAUAUGAAGGAAGGGACUCCUACAUCAAUCCUCUGCUCCGUCCAGAGUUUCCCAGCAUCGAACUUGAGGUGGAGACAUCUCGGUGUCACACUGAACACAACAAGUUCCAGCAAUGAACUGUGGCUGGAGUUUCCUCAGGUGACCCCCCAGCAGGCUGGAGUCUAUCAGUGUGUGGCGGGGAAUGAACACGGGACAGCGGAGAGGGCCAUCACCCUCAGUGUGGAGUAUGCCCCACAGAAUCUCUCAAUCACUUCUCCCAACAACGUGAACAAUUCCUGGGUGAAUAUGAAGGAAGGGAUUCCUACAUCGAUCCUCUGCUCCGUCCAGAGUUUCCCAGUGUCUAAUCUAACGUGGAGACAUCUCGGUGUCACACUGAGCACAACAAGUUCCAGCAAUGAACUGUGGCUGGAGUUUCCUCAGGUGACCCCCCAGCAGGCUGGAGUCUAUCAGUGUGUGGCGGAGAAUGAACAUGGGACAGUGGAGAGGGCCAUCACCCUCAGUGUGGAGUAUAAGCCUGAGAUUUCUCGGGACUCAGGAUGCACUCGGACCUCCGAUGUCAUCACAUGUGUGUGUGCGGCCAGAUCAAACCCACCCGGAGAGCUCACCUGGCACCUCCCCCUCGCCAGCCUCAGCGGGAACCAGACGCACGGUCGUUUCCAGAUGUGGCAGGUGGCAGACGGGCAGCUGGUGACUGGCUCGCUGAAAUUGGGUGUGGGCGAGGGAGAGGAGAAUGUGACUGCCUUCUGUACUGUCCGAAACCAGCAUGGAGAGGCCAUGUUCGCAGUGUCCCUGUGGAUGAAAGGUGGGGUCUCUACUGUCUGGAUCGCAGUGUUACUUACGAGCAGUGUCAUUCUCAGUAUGCUACUGGCUGGAUUCUUCAUCUCCAGGUGCAUCCCGAAACGGGAUGCACGGACCAAGGAGACGGCCUUGGAGAUCCUGGACAGCACCAUCAGCUCCACUGCACACUUGACCGCACCUCAGGACACGGAGAGGCAGAGGAGGAUCCGGAUCCCAAAGGAGGUUUCACCAGUAUUGCCCGUUGGAGAGGGGGAGGAGUGUGGCCCGGUGUAUGCCAGCCUGCGGGAGCUGCCCGGCGGUGGGGGCCCUGUUCGCAGGGGGGAGACGGUCACAUAUGCAGAGUUGCAUUUCCAGUCAGUCGGGCCAGCCUGAGGGGUCACAGGGCUGGUGGGUGGGGGGGGCAGAUGUUGGGGAGAGAAGUGUCUGGUUCUCCGGGAGAUGGCCAGUGCUGGAAGGAACAUUGCAGCCAACUACACAGCAGGAUCCCAUAGAGCACUGGGUCCCACAGACCCGGGUUACCACCUACUUUCUAAACAUGUUCAUUCAUAUCAAGGGAAACUGGAGACUCGCUGAUUCAGACAAAUAAAAUCGCAUUGCUUCUAUUCGGGGAGUGCAGUGUGCACAGUGAAAUGACAGAAUCGCUCAGGGAAUGCCACUCGAGAGUGGGGGGAGCUGUUCAGGGGAGUACAGUGGGAGGGAUGGUGAAGAGGAUGCGCCACAUUGUGGAAAGGGUGGGGAGGAGGGAGCACUGCAUUGUGGGAGGAGAGGUAAGGAGAUUUGAAGGAAUCUAAUGAGGGGGGAGUACAGUGGAUCACCUUUGGGAAGAAUGACCUUGGUUCCCAUCAGCUGAGGGGUGGGGGGCCAUGGCUGGUAUUCAUCGGUCUACUUAGAGACGAAUUGUGUCACCCUCGUUGCUGUGGACUGAUUACCACAUUCCCCACGUGACAUCAGUGAGCGGACUUCAAGACAUCUGAGUCCUGGGGGUGGGGGGUUGUGGGGAUAAAUUAGGACCAUCCCAGAGGCCUGCUAGGUCCCUCCACCAGGUUACCACCUCAUGUUGGAGUCACAGACAGAGGCAGAAUAACUGGGUCUGUGAGGAGGACAGAGAACAUGUGGGGGUGUGGAGUGGGUGUAAUGUACAGACACGUGAGUGGGCCCAGACUCUGCAGCUCCGAUAUCACUUCAGACAAAUCUCUUCACUGUGCACAGGUUGCUGAUGGCUACAAUACAGGUACGCUGGGCAUGUGAAGGUCAACACUGCACUGGCACUAAUUGUAUGGGGAUCCAAGUUCAAGGGUAGAGAUAUCUUGCCAAAAUCAUACGUGCUCCUCAAACAUUGAUCUAUUUCUCCUUGCACAGAAGGUGCCUGGACGGUUGGAAUAUUGCAGCCAACUCUGGGCUCCGUGUGAAGGGGACUCUACCUGCGGGUUGCUGGGGGCUCAGACACUGUGAUAGUACUGAUUUGUUGGAUAGUAAUGGAAUCGGUGGGCAUGGGGACAGGGGAGGCAAGUGACGAUCAGUUCAAUAAUCAGUCAUAUUCAUUGAAUAAUGCAACAGAGACAGUCCUGUCCUGAUAUUACGGGUUAUGUGGUUUUCAGCUGCUGUAGUUCACCCAUUUCAAGCUUCGACCUACAGCCCGCUCAGAGAUGUUUUCCUGAACACCACUGUUUUAACUUGUGGUUAUUACAGCUACUGUCGCCUUCCUGUCAGCUGAAUCAGUCUGCCCAUUCUUCUGAGUCUCUCAUUAACAAGGCAUUUUCCCCACAAAAUAGCAGCUCACCAGUUUUUUUUUCUUUGUUUGUUUUCACACCACACGCUGUAAACUCUAGAGGCCGUUGUACAUGAAAAUCCCAGGAGAUCAGCAGGGUCUGAGAUACUCAAACCACCCUGUCUGGCACCAACAAUUAUUCCACAGUCAGUCACUUAGAUCACAUUUCUUCACCACUCUGAUGUUUGGUGUGAACCUCUUGACCAUAUCUGGAUGCUUUUAAGCAUGAAGUUGCUGCAAGAUGAUUAGAUGUACCUAAUAGAAUAAUCACUGAGUGCAUGUUCUACGGAGGAUUUGUCUAAUGUUACAUUUAUUAAGAGUGGGAUUAAAGAUCUAUCAGUUUUACAUCACAACUGUUUGCUUCUAUUGGAUUUCCUACGUCUCCUUGACAAUUCGCUCCCUGUGUCCGUGUUUCUAAUGUCAACAUGUCACGCUGCCUGUCCACACUCCCACCUGGGACAACUUCUGUUGGAAUGUGCUCAGUGGAGCAGAACACAUGCUUCAGUCCAACGACUGUGCAUUUUCUCUCUCAGCCACAGCAGGUCCAAUUCAUGUGGUGCUUUGGGCACAGUGUAAUGCCCUUAAUGCCAACGUCAAAGUCAAUAUUUUUAUCAAUGUCCUGGAUAGCAGGGGGUCAUUGAUGAUGAAUGCUGGUUUCUUUUGGCAGCACUCCAUGUAAACAUGCCCAUUGGUGUGUGAUUAAUCACAGCAUUGAGAGAUGGUGCUUCUUGCUGAGAGUUUGCAAUUGCUUAUUGAUGGACAGAGCCACACGUGUAUGACCAGAAGUAUCUUACCAGGCAUAUGGGUGUUUUCUGAAGUUGCGUAGGGCAGCUUGGCUUUCCUGGUGCACCUUGUCCAGGCCCAUUGAAACAGUAUUGGUGUGGGAGGAAAGUUGAGGAAAAGUGGGUGUUGCAUUAAUUGAACCAUGGGAUAGAAGCAAGAUCGAUCACUUACUAGGUACCGGACCUCGAGCACUGUCCAGUUCUGGAUCACUUCGAUCAGUAUCAUUAUCUCUGCACAGAGUUGGACAGCUACCCUGCCCCAAAUUUUGCCACAGGUUGUCCCAACAAAGCUUUGAAUUCCAGAGAUGAGGCAUCAAAAGUUAUUGCAGGAGAUAACACAUGAUGUCAAGAUGGGCUGGCUAUCGGGAAGCAAGGAGAGAUCUAAUUAAUCUGGCUCGGAAGAUGUGAUGAAUGGUGUGCCACAAAGGGCAGUGUGCAGCCUCUGAUUUUCACAUCAGAGCCAAAACAAAAGCUAAAGCAUUUACUGCAACCUUCAGCCAGAAGGGCUGAGCAAGUGAUCCACCUUGUCUGCCUGCAGAUGUCCCGAGCGCAAUAGUCACCAGUCCUGAUGGGUGAUCAACGUUACCCUCCUGCACUGGUCCCCAGGACAAUAGACAUCAGUCUUCUGUCAGUUUAGUUGACCCCACAAUAUCAACAACAGAUGGCAUUGGGUACAGGAAAGACCAUGGUUCCUGAUGUCAUUCUCACAAUGGUACUGAUGCCCUGUGAUCCAGAGCCUGCCACCUCCAUAGCCAGACUGUUCCAGGGCAGCUACGUCACUGGCAACUAUCCAGCAAACUGACUGAGUAUAUCCUAUCCACACUGAACAGGACACGUCUAACCCGGCCAGUUGCCGGGCAACAACCUGCUCACAGAAGCUGUUUCGCUAAAGUCACC